Messenger RNA from Phycodurus eques (leafy seadragon), 905 nucleotides. RefSeq names its product small cell adhesion glycoprotein-like. Lineage: Eukaryota; Metazoa; Chordata; Actinopteri; Syngnathiformes; Syngnathidae. The record is from RefSeq and is a predicted model, not a curated record. The coding region runs from base 248 to 508 and encodes 86 amino acids. The transcript has 4 exons.
UUGUGCCCGACGCCUGACGACGUAGAAGCUGCGCUCGUUGUGGAAGUCGCGAGUGCUUUGAAAAACUGUUUGAAAAGAACAAUUGCAAUACGCCGUUUUUAGCGCUGCUGUUCUUGACGCUUGACGUGAUAUUGUCUACUUGUGACUGGAGAGAGUGUCACUUUUGUCCACGUUAAUAAGUUUUCUCGCUCCGGCCGCCAAAACCCUAACUUGCUUGCUCGUUUGUGACACGCGCCCAGCUUCCAACAUGGUGACACUAUCCCCUUACACCAACACAACGGAAAGAACAGGAACAACUGCAACCCACUUAAAACCAGACACCACAGUUAUUGCAGUGGUAGUGACACUCAUUGUGGUGACAGUGGUCCUGCUGGGCAUCCUGCUGUAUCAUUACAUGUGCCACAACAAGGGGGACUACAGGACCACGGGGGAGCUGGCCCCUGGCGAUGAUCCAGACGAGGAUCGCGGUAACCAGGCUGCCGGCGAAAAGAAGGAAUACUUCAUUUGAGAUUUCACUUGAAUGCUACUCAAAGGAAGACCGUGGGGUCGGGGGAAAUGGACGGCCGCACCCCAGACAAAUACCUAAACCUCUGAAGAAAAUCGACGUGGGUGCGUGAAACCAAAGAUUAUUCCCUUUUGAGUGUUGUAUUUUGGGAUGUGUUGCAUGUGGCAGACAUGCACAAAACAGGUAGAAAAAUUUUAAAACCUCUUUUAAGUGUCAAAUUAAUUCCUGUGCUACAAUAUUUAUCAAACGCAUCUGUGUAGUGCCCCCACCUGUUUUAGCUGUUACAUUUGGGGGAGGAGAAUUUUUUAUGAUUCCUGACAUUCUUUAACUUAACCACCAUGUUUGACAUAAAUAUGGAACGCAAUAAAAAUAUUUUUGGGAAAAUUGUAUUGUUCAUUUU